AUGGAUCAGAUCUUUCUAAAGGCAAGCAAUCAAGCAGUAUCAUUUGCUAUACGUUCCGGAAUAUCAUUAGCAUCUGGCUAUGCAAUCAAAACAAUCAGCAGUUUUCUAGCUCAGAUCCCCGAACUGGCAAAACAACGAAUCGAACAACAAAGACGACAACUAAAAAUCAAGAUAAACAUCUUUUCUACCGCAAUUGAUCUUAUAAAAUUAGCAAGCGCUAGAGGAAAUACGGUAUUGGAAUCCACGGUUGAACUUAUAGAUGAUAUUCAUUCCCAAAUUGAUGAAUUUGAUGAAAGAGUGAAUCAAAUCAUUACUCAAUUGACGAAUAAGAAUGAGCCGGAGUCGAUUAAGAAGGUGGAGGAAUAUAUGGCAUCUUUAUUGGGUGAUAUCAAUGAUGCGAUCCCGAUUCUUAAUCUUGCAUUGACUGUUCUGAAUUUGAGUGGGGAUGUGAAUAGGAAAUGUAUUUCCCCUGGGAGACUCUUACAGGCUGCAAAUUAUAUUAAUCAAGGUGAUACGAAAAAUAUUGGUCCUAGUUUUGAUUUGGUUAUGUAUACGAUAUUCUAUAAUCCUAGUAGGUUGAAAUAUAUCGAAGGUGGAGAAGUAGAUGAAUUGAGUUGUAUAACUUGGAAAGAAACAUUUGCAAGAUGUCUGGUCAAAAUAGCAGUUGCGGGAGGGGGAGAGUUCUCUUAUAAUUUAGAAGUUUUGGAAGAUUUCAAUGAUGAUAGAUAUCAUGAAGAUAAUGAUAAACCGCAAAAAAAGACUUAUGAUUUAAGCUUAGUCCAGAGAAUGUUUUUCACUGCCUCUGGGGAAUUAUUACGUUUAGAAGGAAGGAACUCGCCUGUGUUGAUAAUUAAGCUAGUUGAGAAUGGGCAAGAGGAAUGGAUAGCUUUGGGAGAAUUAAACAGAGGGGAAUUUGAUGAUGACGACGAAGACGAUGAAGAUAAUGAAGACGAGGAAGGCGAGGACAUAAAGACCACGAAGAAGGAGGCAGACAAAGAGGUUAAGCAUUCUUCACUCUCAUUAUUAGAAUAUCUACUCAGAUUAUGUCGUCUUCAAGAAAUCGAAUCUAAAUCAAUCCUAGAUAUCCCUGAUGAAAUCUUAACUCACUAUCUUUAUGACCACGAGCAGGCAAACAAAUUACCAACCACUAUUCAACCACCUCAAAACGGGGCCAGAAAAUCAAUCACGAAUGAAAAUGCUUUAGCCAUGGAUUCAAAUAUAACUCGAUUACAACAUUUGGAAAUAAAUGAUCCAAAAGCGAAGAAGUAG
Hemisphaericaspora subhashii is the source of this 1269-nucleotide messenger RNA. RefSeq lists its product as uncharacterized. Gene Ontology annotation, molecular function: GTPase regulator activity. Bases 1 to 1269 code for a protein of 422 amino acids. Gene Ontology annotation, cellular component: cytoplasm; nucleus. NCBI's taxonomy places the organism in Eukaryota, Fungi, Ascomycota, Pichiomycetes, Serinales, Debaryomycetaceae. The transcript has a single exon. The record is from RefSeq and is a predicted model, not a curated record.